This is a messenger RNA of Xenopus laevis (African clawed frog), 10891 nucleotides long. RefSeq lists its product as uncharacterized. Lineage: Eukaryota; Metazoa; Chordata; Amphibia; Anura; Pipidae. The record is from RefSeq and is a predicted model, not a curated record. The transcript has 42 exons. Bases 181 to 10716 code for a protein of 3511 amino acids.
UUUCCAGCCCCAUGUGUCCCUGUGCAAAAUCCACCACAAAUAACAUGCAGAACAAACGUAGCAACAUUGUCUUGGACAAAAUCCUUGGGUGCAGACAGCUACAAUUCCAGUGUUACUGCUCUCGAGGAAAAUACACAUUUCUGUUCUACAGAAAACCAAGAGUGCAAUAUUAAUGGACUUAUGUGUGGUCGGAUAUAUAGUGUAACUGUUUCAGCCAUCAAUGCUAACUGUAGCAGCCCACUGAGUGUCCCUUCUAAUCUGACAACAGUGCCCUGUCAGCCUCAAAAUGUUACAGCACAAAUAGAUUGUUCAAGGUCUGUGGCCCAUAUCAGCUGGGAUUCAGCCCCUGGAGCUCUACACUAUACAUCCACAUUAAGGACAUCAGACGGGACAGAGCUCAUGUGUAAUAGCAGUGAUCUGACCUGUGAGAUCAGCAGCUUGCAGUGUGGGCAGGUGUACACUGUGACAGUGAUGGCAUUUAAUGAUUAUUGUGCAAGCACACCCAGUUUUCCAGUAGAUUUGCAUUCUGUACCUUGUGUGCCCACUGAAGUCCAUCCUGAGGUCAGCUGUGAAUCUAACAUAGCCACUGUGCAAUGGGCUGUAGGCAAAGGAGCUGUGAAUUACACUGUAACGGUUACUGGACCACUUACGGAGAAGUAUCAGUGUCAAACAGCUAACACCUCAUGUAGUUUCCCCCAGCUUUCCUGUGGUUUGGAAUACAACGCCUCACUUGUUGCUGUGGGACACACAUGUAGCAGUGAUAAAAGUGCUGUGGCUUUAUUUCAUACCGUGCCCUGUGUCCCCAGUGCUGUACAGGCAGGUGUCAACUGUGAUUCUAAUUUAAUAACCGUGACUUGGAAUUCAUCCCUUGGAGCCCUGAAUUACUCUACAGUAAUAACGGGUCCUGCUGGAGAUGCACAUGUCUGCCAAGAGGUGAACACAAUGUGUAGCUUUUCCAACCUCUCCUGUGGUUUGGAGUACAACACCACAGUCUCUGCAAAUGGAUAUACAUGUAGCAGCCAUCCCAGUGCCAUUGCAACAAUUCACACUGUUCCAUGUAGAACAACAAGCUUAAAUAUGCAAUAUAACUGCAAUGAUGACAAUGCAGAGCUCUCCUGGAAAGCAGCUGUUGGAGCGUUGGGAUACACAACUACUGUCAGCACUCAAGACAUGGAAAAUGUGAACUGCAGCACAAGAGAGACAAGUUGUAUUGUCUAUGGGAUAAAAUGUGGGCAGAUAUACACUAUGACUGUGGAAAGCUUUGGUGUAAAUUGCAAUAAUAACGUCACAUCAAUAAUGACCUUUCCAACAGCUCCCUGUGUCCCUGAGCAGCAGCCCUCACAGUUCACUUGUGAUACCAACACAGCAUCAUUGUCUUGGGGUAGAACACUAGGAGCAGCAAGAUAUAUCUCCAAUGUCACUGCUCCAAAUGUGGAGACACUCACCUGCGAGACCAGCGACAUGACUUGUAAUAUUACAGAUUUCCAUUGUGGGCAGGUAUACACCGCAAUUGUCUCAGGCAUCAACCCUCAGUGCAGAAGUCUAGAAAGUCUCCCCACUACAAUCACAACUGUUCCAUGCCAGCCGCAGAAUGUGACUGCUAAAAUAGACUGCACUUCUUCUGUUGCCUCUGUGAGUUGGGAUGUUGCCCCAGGAGCCCUGAGAUACUCAGCAACAUUAAAGGCAUCUGGAGGAGAGAAACUGAUGUGUAACAGCACUGAACUUGGCUGUCAGGUGAAAAACCUGCAGUGUGGACAGAUUUAUGUUGUAACUGUAACUGCUUUUAAUGAAUGGUGUCAGAGUGCAUCCAGCUCUCCAAUAGAACUUUUAUCAGUUCCUUGUGUGCCCACUGAAGUCCAUCCUGAGGUCAGCUGUGAAUCUAACAUAGCCACUGUGCAAUGGGCUGUAGCCAAAGGAGCUGUGAAUUGCACUGUAACGGUUACUGGGCCACUUACAGAGAGAUAUCAAUGUCAAACAGCCAACACCUCAUGCAGUUUCUCCCAGCUUUCAUGUGGUUUGGAAUACAACGCAUCAGUUGUUGCUGUGGGACACACAUGUAGCAGUGACAAAAGUGCCGGGGCUUUAUUUCAUACUGUGCCCUGUGUCCCCAGUGCUGUACAGGCAGGUGUCAACUGUGAUUCUAAUUUAAUAACCGUGACUUGGAAUUCAUCCCUUGGAGCCCUGAAUUACUCUACAGUAAUAACGGGUCCUGCUGGAGAUGCACAUGUCUGCCAAGAGGUGAACACAAUGUGUAGCUUUUCCAACCUCUCCUGUGGUUUGGAGUACAACACCACUGUCUCUGCAAAUGGAUAUACAUGUAGCAGCCAUCCCAGUGUCAUUGCAACAAUUCACACCGUUCCAUGCAGACCAGAGGACCUCAAUAUGCAAUAUAACUGCAAUGAUAACAAUGCAGAGCUCUCCUGGAAAGCAGCUGUUGAAGCGUUGGGAUACACAGCUACUGUCAGCACUCAAGACAUGGAAAAUGUGAACUGCAGCACAAGAGAGACAAGCUGUAUUGUCUAUGGGAUAAAAUGUGGGCAGAUAUACACUAUGACUGUGGAAACCUUUGGUUUAAAUUGCAACAACAUUGUCACCUCAACAGUGACCUUUCCAACAGCUCCCUGUGUCCCUGAGCAGCAACCCUCACAGUUCAGUUGUGAUACCAACACAGCAUCAUUGUCUUGGGGCAGAACACUAGGAGCAGCAAGAUAUAUCUCCAAUGUCACUGCUCCAAAUGUGGAGACACUCACCUGCGAGACCAGCGACAUGACUUGUAAUAUUACAGAUUUCCAUUGUGGGCAGGUAUACACCGCAAUUAUCUCAGGCAUCAACCCUCAGUGCAGAAGUCUAGAAAGUCUCCCUACUACAAUCACAACUGUUCCAUGCCAGCCGCAGAAUGUGACUGCUAAAAUAGACUUCACUUCUUCUGUUGCCUCUGUGAGUUGGGAUAUUGCCCCAGGAGCCCUGAGAUACUCAGCAACAUUAAAGGCAUUGGGAGGAGAGAAACUGAUGUGUAACAGCACUGAACUUGGCUGUCAGGUGAAAAACCUGCAGUGUGGACAGAUUUAUGCUGUAACUGUAACUGCUUUUAAUGAAUGGUGUCAGAGUGCAUCCAGCUCUCCAAUAGAGCUUGAAUCAGUUCCAUGCAGUGCAACGGACCUCAAUAUGCAAUAUAACUGCAAUGAUAACAAUGCAGAGCUCUCCUGGAAAGCAUCUCUUGGAGCGUUGGGAUACACAGCUACUGUCAGCACUCAAGACAUGGAAAACGUGAACUGCAGCACAAGAGAAACAAGUUGUAUUGUCUAUGGGAUAAAAUGUGGGCAGAUAUACACUAUGACUGUGGAAAGCUUUGGUGUAAAUUGCAACAACAAUGUCACCUCAACAGUGACCUUUCCAACAGCUCCCUGUGUCCCUGAGCAGCAGCCCCCACAGUUCACUUGUGAUACCAACACAGCAUCAUUGUCUUGGGGUAGAACACUAGGAGCAGCAAGAUAUAUCUCCAAUGUCACUGCUCCAAAUGUGGAGACACUCACCUGCGACACCAGCGACAUGACUUGUAAUAUUACAGAUUUCCAUUGUGGGCAGGUAUACACCGCAAUUGUCUCAGGCAUCAACACUCAGUGCAGAAGUCUAGAAAGUCUCCCUACUACAAUCACAACUGUUCCAUGCCAGCCGCAGAAUGUGACUGCUAAAAUAGACUGCACUUCUUCUGUUGUCUCUGUGAGUUGGGAUAUUGCCCCAGGAGCUCUGAGAUACUCAGCAACAUUAAAGGCAUCGGGAGGAGAGAAACUGAUGUGUAACAGCACUGAACUUGGCUGUCAGGUGAAAAACCUGCAGUGUGGCCAGAUGUAUGCUGUAACUGUAACUGCUUUUAAUGAAUGGUGUCAGAGUGCAUCCAGCUCUCCAAUAGAGCUUGUAUCAGAUCCAUGCAGUGCAACGGACCUCAAAAUGCAAUAUAGCUGCAAUGAUAACAAUGCAGAGCUCUCCUGGAAAGCAUCUCUUGGAGCGUUGGGAUACACAGCCACUGUCAGCACUCAAGACAUGGAAAAUGUGAACUGCAGCACAAGAGAAAUCUACUGUAUUGUCGAUGGGAUAAAAUGUGGGCAGAUAUACACUAUGACUGUGGAAACCUUUGGUAUAAAUUGCAACAACAAUGUCACCUCAACAGUGACCUUUCCAACAGCUCCCUGUGUCCCUGAGCAGCAGCCCUCACAGUUCAGUUGUGAUACCAACACAGCAUCAUUGUCUUGGGGUAGAACACUAGGAGCAGCAAGAUAUAUCUCCAAUGUCACUGCUCCAAAUGUGGAGACACUCACCUGCGAGACCAGCGACAUGACUUGUAAUAUUACAGAUUUCCAUUGUGGGCAGGUAUACACCGCAAUUGUCUCAGGCAUCAACACUCAGUGCAGAAGUCUAGAAAGUCUCCCCACUACAAUCACAACUGUUCCAUGCCAGCCGCAGAAUGUGACUGCUAAAAUAGACUGCACUUCUUCUGUUGCCUCUGUGAGUUGGGAUGUUGCCCCAGGAGCCCUGAGAUACUCAGCAACAUUAAAGGCAUCUGGAGGAGAGAAACUGAUGUGUAACAGCACUGAACUUGGCUGUCAGGUGAAAAACCUGCAGUGUGGACAGAUUUAUGCUGUAACUGUAACUGCUUUUAAUGAAUGGUGUCAGAGUGCAUCCAGCUCUCCAAUAGAACUUUUAUCAGUACCUUGUGUGCCCACUGAAGUCCAUCCUGAGGUCAGCUGUGAAUCUAACAUAGCCACUGUGCAAUGGGCUGUAGCCAAAGGAGCUGUGAAUUACACUGUAACGGUUACUGGGCCACUUACAGAGAGAUAUCAAUGUCAAACAGCCAACACCUCAUGCAGUUUCUCCCAGCUUUCAUGUGGUUUGGAAUACAACGCAUCAGUUGUUGCUGUGGGACACACAUGUAGCAGUGACAAAAGUGCCGGGGCUUUAUUUCAUACUGUGCCCUGUGUCCCCAGUGCUGUACAGGCAGGUGUCAACUGUGAUUCUAAUUUAAUAACCGUGACUUGGAAUUCAUCCCUUGGAGCCCUGAAUUACUCUACAGUAAUAACGGGUCCUGCUGGAGAUGCACAUGUCUGCCAAGAGGUGAACACAAUGUGUAGCUUUUCCAACCUCUCCUGUGGUUUGGAGUACAACACCACUGUCUCUGCAAAUGGAUAUACAUGUAGCAGCCAUCCCAGUGCCAUUGCAACAAUUCACACCGUUCCAUGCAGACCAGAGGACCUCAAUAUGCAAUAUAACUGCAAUGAUAACAAUGCGAAGCUCUCCUGGAAAGCAGCUGUUGAAGCGUUGGGAUACACAGCUACUGUCAGCACUCAAGACAUGGAAAAUGUGAACUGCAGCACAAGAGAGACAAGCUGUAUUGUCUAUGGGAUAAAAUGUGGGCAGAUAUACACUAUGACUGUGGAAACCUUUGGUUUAAAUUGCAACAACAUUGUCACCUCAACAGUGACAUUUCCAACAGCUCCCUGUGUCCCUGAGCAGCAACCCUCACAGUUCAGUUGUGAUACCAACACAGCAUCAUUGUCUUGGGGCAGAACACUAGGAGCAGCAAGAUAUAUCUCCAAUGUCACUGCUCCAAAUGUGGAGACACUCACCUGCGAGACCAGCGACAUGACUUGUAAUAUUACAGAUUUCCAUUGUGGGCAGGUAUACACCGCAAUUGUCUCAGGCAUCAACCCUCAGUGCAGAAGUCUAGAAAGUCUCCCUACUACAAUCACAACUGUUCCAUGCCAGCCGCAGAAUGUGACUGCUAAAAUAGACUGCACUUCUUCUGUUGCCUCUGUGAGUUGGGAUGUUGCCCCAGGAGCCCUGAGAUACUCAGCAACAUUAAAGGCAUUGGGAGGAGAGAAACUGAUGUGUAACAGCACUGAACUUGGCUGUCAGGUGAAAAACCUGCAGUGUGGACAGAUUUAUGCUGUAACUGUAACUGCUUUUAAUGAAUGGUGUCAGAGUGCAUCCAGCUCUCCAAUAGAACUUGAAUCAGUUCCAUGCAGUGCAACGGACCUCAAUAUGCAAUAUAACUGCAAUGAUAACAAUGCAGAGCUCUCCUGGAAAGCAUCUCUUGGAGCGUUGGGAUACACAGCUACUGUCAGCACUCAAGACAUGGAAAAUGUGAACUGCAGCACAAGAGAAACAAGUUGUAUUGUCUAUGGGAUAAAAUGUGGGCAGAUAUACACUAUGACUGUGGAAAGCUUUGGUGUAAAUUGCAACAACAAUGUCACCUCAACAGUGACCUUUCCAACAGCUCCCUGUGUCCCUGAGCAGCAGCCCCCACAGUUCACUUGUGAUACCAACACAGCAUCAUUGUCUUGGGGUAGAACACUAGGAGCAGCAAGAUAUAUCUCCAAUGUCACUGCUCCAAAUGUGGAGACACUCACCUGCGAGACCAGCGACAUGACUUGUAAUAUUACAGAUUUCCAUUGUGGGCAGGUAUACACCGCAAUUGUCUCAGGCAUCAACACUCAGUGCAGAAGUCUAAAAAGUCUCCCUACUACAAUCACAACUGUUCCAUGCCAGCCACAGAACGUGACUGCUAAAAUAGACUGCACUUCUUCUGUUGUCUCUGUGAGUUGGGAUAUUGCCCCAGGAGCUCUGAGAUACUCAGCAAUAUUAAAGGCAUCGGGAGGAGAGAAACUGAUGUGUAACAGCACUGAACUUGGCUGUCAGGUGAAAAACCUGCAGUGUGGCCAGAUUUAUGCUGUAACUGUAACUGCUUUUAAUGAAUGGUGCCAGAGUGCAUCCAGCUCUCCAAUAGAGCUUGUAUCAGAUCCAUGCAGUGCAACGGACCUCAAAAUGCAAUAUAACUGCAAUGAUAACAAUGCAGAGCUCUCCUGGAAAGCAUCUCUUGGAGCGUUGGGAUACACAGCCACUGUCAGCACUCAAGACAUGGAAAAUGUGAACUGCAGCACAAGAGAAAUCAACUGUAUUGUCUAUGGGAUAAAAUGUGGGCAGAUAUACACUAUGACUGUGGAAAGCUUUGGUAUAAAUUGCAACAACAAUGUCACCUCAACAGUGACCUUUCCAACAGCUCCCUGUGUCCCUGAGCAGCAACCCUCACAGUUCAGUUGUGAUACCAACACAGCAUCAUUGUCUUGGGGUAGAACACUAGGAGCAGCAAGAUAUAUCUCCAAUGUCACUGCUCCAAAUGUGGAGACACUCACCUGCGAGACCAGCGACAUGACUUGUAAUAUUACAGAUUUCCAUUGUGGGCAGGUAUACACCGCAAUUGUCUCAGGCAUCAACCCUCAGUGCAGAAGUCUAGAAAGUCUCCCUACUACAAUCACAACUGUUCCAUGCCAGCCGCAGAAUGUGACUGCUAAAAUAGACUGCACUUCUUCUGUUGCCUCUGUGAGUUGGGAUGUUGCCCCAGGAGCUCUGAGAUACUCAGCAACAUUAAAGGCAUCUGGAGGAGAGAAACUGAUGUGUAACAGCACUGAACUUGGCUGUCAGGUGAAGAACCUGCAGUGUGGACAGAUUUAUGUUGUAACUGUAACUGCUUUUAAUGAAUGGUGUCAGAGUGCAUCCAGCUCUCCAAUAGAGCUUGAAUCAGUGCCCUGUGUACCCACCCAAGUGCUGGCUGACAUAAGCUGUGAAUCUAAUGUAGUUAAUGUGUCUUGGGCCGCAACCCCAGGAGCCAUGAACUUUACUGCAACAAUAUCUGGGCCCCAAGGGCAACAGUUCAUCCUCCAUGCACUGAACAGAGCGUGUACUUUCCCACGGCUCUCCUGCGGUACUGAGUACAAUGCCACAAUUGUUGCACUGGGAAACACAUGCAGCAGUGCCUCCAGCCAGCCCAUUAGUGUACAAACAGUGCCAUGCCAACCUAGGAAUGUAAGUGCACAAAUGAUUUGCAGCCGCUCUGUGGCUAGUGUUACCUGGCAUGAAACUGCUGGAGCCUUAAGGUAUUCGUCCACGUUAACAUCAUCUAGAGGAGUGGAGUUCACAUGCAACAGCACCGAGCUGGGAUGUGAAGUCAGCAGCCUUCAAUGUGGAGAAGCAUACACAGUGAUAGUGAGCGCUAUUAAUAAUGAGUGUGAGGGCACUCCUAGUCUUCCAGCAGAAUUACUCUCAGUGCCCUGUGUGCCCAGCCAUGUCCAGGCGACAGUCAGCUGCGAGGCGAACGCGACCAUCUUGUCUUGGGCAGCAGCUGAGGGAGCUGUUAAUUACAUUGGCUUAUUAAGUGGCCCACAUGGAGAUGAGUAUGAAUGUCAAGAAGUCGGCACAUCGUGUAAUUUUACCCAGCUUUCCUGCGGCUUGGAAUAUAAUGCUACUGUUUUUGCAGUCGGACAUUCGUGUAGCAGUAGUUACAGUGAAGCCGUUGCCGUAUAUACAGCUCCCUGUGUUGCAAAUAACUUACAUACGCAAUACAAGUGUGGAGACAACCAUGCCGAACUCUCUUGGGGAGCAACUCUUGGAGCACUGAUGUACAUUGCCUCUGUCACUUCACAAGAUGGGGAGACUUUGUACUGUAACUCAACAACAACAAGCUGUGUAGUGAGCAAUAUACAGUGUGGCAAGAAAUACAAUAUGGCUGUGGAGACCUUUGGUAAAACUUGCAGAAGUAAAGCCUCUGUUGCAGGGAGCUUCACAACAGGACCUUGUGUGCCUCAGAAUUUCACUGCUGUAACUGACUGUGCGGACAACAGUGCAAUUCUAUCUUGGAGCAGAACACCGGGGGCUCUUAAUUACACAGCUCUGGCAAGAGGACCCGAUGGAAAAGACUUCACUUGUGACACAGAGUCAACCACGUGUAGAAUCCCUGCUCUGCAUUGUGGUUUCACAUACAAUGUCAGUGUAAGAGCGUUUAAUGAACAAUGUGUUGGGGAGAGCAGCACUAUCGUACAGCUUAUUACAGCUCCCUGUGUUCCUGAUGGUCUCCAAGCAGAGGUCAGCUGUGUCUCAAGCUCUUUAACUCUGUCCUGGGAGCAGAUGGCUGACGCACAUUCUUUCCAGUCCUAUCUGACCGGACAUGGCGGCCUUACUCAGACUUGCAAUUCAACAGAGAAGAAAUGUGUUUUCUUAAACUUGCCAUGUGGACAGAUUUACUCAGCAACCGUAUCUGCUUCUAACAGCCAAUGUACUGGGCCCAUAAGCAAGGCUAUCAACAUAGAAACUGCUCCAUGCACUCCUACUGCCAUAAGGAUAGAUCCCUUGUGUGGGACCACAAUGGAGUCAUUAUGGUGGGACGCAGUUGCCGGGGCUGAUAUGUAUUAUGCAGAGAUGACAGGCGUGAACGAGUGGACAAGUGAGUGUGUCACUCAAAACAGAACCUGUGACAUCAAUGGCUUGGAGUGCGGUCAGCCCUACAGCAUAACUCUCACAGCAUCCAAUUCCAGGUGCAACAGUACAGCCAGACCUGUCACAUUUUACACAGCUCCUUGUGUUCCAUCAAAUGUAAGUGCCGCGGUAGUUUGUGGAAUGAACACAGUCGAUAUCUCAUGGAGUCCAACGAAGGGAGCUUUGAAUUACACUGCGACAGUUGUUGGGCCUAGUGAAGAAUAUUCCUGCAGUGCAAAGGAAUUAACCUGCAAUGCUGAACUGCCAGAAUGUGGCCAAACAUACACUGUAACAGUCACCGCUCUACACGACCUGUGCAGCACUGACAGCUUAGCCCUGGAGUUCCACAGUGCUCCCUGCAGACCAGAAAAUGUGGCAGCCAUAAUAAACUGUGACAACAACACUGCAUCAGUGACCUGGGACUCAGCUGCUGGAGCACAAAGAUACAUCUCAAACAUUAGUGGUCCAAAUGGAGAGGCGCAUUCAUGUACCACCACACAAAGCACCUGUGAUGUCAGCGGCAUGCGAUGUGGCCAUAUUUACAAUGUCACUGUCACAGCAGUUAAUGAACAGUGUUCUAAUGAGUCCAGUGUCCCUGCUCAGCUGAAGACUGGUCCAUGUGUUCCACAGAUUCUGGAUGUGAAUUUUAAAUGUGCUUCAGAUAUCGCUACACUUUCCUGGGGUGUCACCCCCGGGACAAACAGCUAUGAAGCAACCUUAACUGACAGCAUAGGAAGGGUACUGACCUGCAACACUACGGAUAAAAAUUGUGAUAUCAAAGAUCUAACAUGCGGGGAAAAUUAUAACGCCACUGUGAUAGCAUUAAAUGACCAAUGCACAAGUGGACCAAGCCCCACAGUCAUGGUGCAUGCAGUUCCCUGCCCACCUGAUAACAUUACCACUUCAAUCUACCAUGCAAUUGUAAAGCCGCAGGAAGUCAAGGUAUCGUGGUCCAGUAGCCACUGUGGCAUUGAAUAUAUGGCCAUUGUUCAGGGUGGAAUUAAAAAUGACCCAGACACCUUGUUUACACUUGAAUCCUACUGGACAUCCUACAUGGAAUUUUAUAUUCCGGUGCCCUGCAGUUCAUCUUUUAAUGCUACUGUUGUGACUAGGAAUGGAGCUGGAGAGAGCUACCCCAGUGUUCCUGUACAAGGUUAUACAGCACCAUGUCCUCCCCAAGUGAACGUGCCAGAGGUAUCCGGUGCUACAAUGCGGAUUUCCUGGUUGGAGUCAGUAAAUGCAGAGGAGUACAGAGUAUUGAAUGCAGCUACUAAUGCCACACUCUGCGAAACAGCCAUUUUGGCUUGUGACAUUCCCUUCACAGAAACUGACAUUCUGGUUAUUGCUGUGAAUCUCUCUGGAGAGAGCAACCCAACCAUCCUUUCUGGCUAUAAUAGAACAAGUACUCCAUAACUGGCUCUAUACUGUACUGAGGCAUGUACAUUCUGCAGCUACUAGUCAUCUAUCAUCUGGCAACAACAAAGGCUACUGCAGUUUUUGUCUUUCAUUACAGAUUAAGUCAACUGUGCACUUUCAUAUACUGAUUUCUUUCCAAUACCUCAAACUACUGUCAUUUAAUAAAUCUUUA